Drosophila willistoni is the source of this 1798-nucleotide messenger RNA. RefSeq names its product organic cation transporter-like protein. The record is from RefSeq and is a predicted model, not a curated record. Gene Ontology annotation, cellular component: membrane. Gene Ontology annotation, biological process: transmembrane transport. The transcript is spliced from 6 exons. Gene Ontology annotation, molecular function: transmembrane transporter activity. NCBI's taxonomy places the organism in Eukaryota, Metazoa, Arthropoda, Insecta, Diptera, Drosophilidae. The coding region runs from base 92 to 1714 and encodes 540 amino acids.
CGCCAACUUGUAGGAGGCUGUCUAAAGUCAUAUAGAGAAACUGAAAUCUUGCAGUUGCGUUUUAAACUCUUGCUGAACGACACACACAACAAUGCUGGAGGUGGAUAAAAUCCUAGAAAAAUGCGGCGAUUUUCAUCGAAUGCAAUGGAUAAUGCUGUUGCUAUUUUGUCUGAUCAAUUUGUUAUCGGCAAUGCAUUAUUAUUCACAGACCAUUAUUAGUUUUGUGCCCACAUACUGGUGUGCGGAUGGUUUGGCUGCAGAUGAAAGUAGGAGAGUAGCACCUGCUAAAUCCAGUUGCCUGCCCUUGAAUUACAAUCGGAAUAGUUCGACAGAUACGUGUGAGAUCUAUAACUAUGACUUAUACAUGGGCUAUGAGAGUUAUACGAGCGAUAUGAGUUGGAUAUGUGAUCAAGCAUGGAAAUUAACUCUGGGACAAUCAAUGUUCUUUGUGGGCUCUGUGAUCGGUACCCUCUCAUUGGGUUAUCUGGCCGAUAUAGUGGGCAGAUUACCCAUCUUGGUAGUAGCCAAUGUUAUAGCAAUGUUGGGAAAUCUACUAACCAUUUGGGGUACAAAUUUAAUACUGUUCUGUACAUUCCGGCUGAUCUCGGGCUUUGCCACGGACAGCAAUUUCGUCAUGAUGUAUAUAUUGGUUAUGGAAUACCUGCGUCCUUCAUUGCGUACCAUAGGUCUGAGUCUUUGCAUUGGCCUCUUCUAUUGCCUGGGCUCAAUGCUUGCUCCAUGGUUAGCCAUUUUGGUGCAAAGUUGGCGUGGCUUCUUACUAUGCACCUCAUUGCCGCUUCUUCUGGUGCCUCUCUUCUAUUUCAUAGUACCCGAAAGUGUGCAAUGGUUAAUCUCUAAGCAGAAAUACGAUCAAGCCGUGGCCUGCCUUAAACGUGUGGCCCAAAUCAAUGGCCGACAGGUGAUCGAAUCUCAUUUUGAAGAGUUCAUUGAAGAGUGCAAAUUCAGUCAACAGCAUACAAAGUGCACACCAAAUCUGUUGGAUCUCUUCAAGACAUCAAGAUUGCGUCGUCAUACAUUGAUAUUAUUUUUUAAAUCCAUGGUCAUCACCCUCUGCUAUGAUGCCGUUUCCCGCAAUGUUCAGGGUCUUGGCAUUUCGCCAUUUGUGAUGUUCUCGCUGAGUGCCACCACGAUAUUACCAGCGUGUCUGCUGCUGAUUGCUCUGCAAGAUCGCAUUGGUAGGAAGGCAAUGGCAUCCAUUUCAUUACUAUUGAGUGGCCUUUUCAUAUCGGUAACGGGCUGCAUACUCUUCACCGCGACCACCAAAACCAGCGAGAAAACCACCAUCCUGCUGGUUUCUCUCUCUGUUAUUGGGCGAUUUGGUGUGACAGUGGCCUACAAUUCUGGAGCUCAAUAUGCCACUGAACUGAUACCGACUUGUGUGCGAGGACAGGGCGUGGCAGCUGUACACGUAGCUGGCUAUGCUUUUACCUUCUUCAGCGCCUUUAUCCUUUACACUCGCAGCAUAUUUCCGCCAUUGCCAGAGGUGAUCUUGGGAGUGAUCUCUUUUCUGGGAGCUGGCCUGUGUCUGCUGCUCCCCGAGACAUUGAAUCGCACAUUGCCCACAUCGUUGGAGGAUGGUGAGAACUUUGGCAAAAAUGAUCGUUGGUUCACGUUUAGUUUUAUUGAGCGACGUUCCCAAUCGGCAACGACAUUGCAAUCCAAUUCUGGAAUGGAAUCAACUCUACACUUUUAAUUAGUUAGUUAGUUAGUAAAGUCAAGUGAAAGUUUGUGAUAAUCAAGUCAUGUGUGUGAUCAAAUAUAAUAAAGUUUAUACGCA